AUGGAUACUCCAGGGAACUUGAAGACAUCAAGCUCCGAAUUCGACCUGGAUCGCCCCAAUAUUGAAGACUACCUUCCUUCCGGAUCCUCCAUCCAGGAGCCUCAUGGAAAGCUUCGUUUGCGUGAUUUGCUUGAUAUUUCACCUACUCUUACAGAGGCAGCUGGUGCUAUUGUUGAUGACUCAUUUACACGGUGUUUCAAGUCAAAUCCUCCAGAACCAUGGAACUGGAAUGUGUAUUUGUUUCCCCUUUGGUGUUGUGGUGUGGUGAUUCGUUAUGGAAUUUUGUUCCCUGUCAGGGUUCUGGUACUGGCAAUUGGGUGGAUCAUUUUUCUUGCAUCCUACAUUCCAGUGCAUAUUCUGCUGAAAGGGCAGGACAAACUGAGAAAAAAGAUAGAGAGGUGUUUGGUGGAGUUAAUCUGUAUGUUUUUUGUUGCAUCGUGGACUGGAGUUGUCAAGUACCAUGGACCACGACCUAGCAUGAGGCCUAAACAGGUUUUUGUGGCCAAUCAUACUUCCAUGAUUGAUUUCAUCAUCUUAGAGCAGAUGACUCCAUUUGCUGUGAUCAUGCAGAAACACCCUGGUUGGGUUGGACUUUUGCAAAGCACUAUACUAGAGAGUGUAGGAUGUAUCUGGUUUAAUCGUUCAGAGGCGAAGGAUCGUGAAAUUGUGGCAAAGAAGUUAAGGGAUCAUGUCCGGGGAGCUGAUAAUAACCCUGUUCUCAUAUUUCCAGAAGGAACUUGCGUAAAUAACCACUACACUGUGAUGUUUAAGAAGGGUGCGUUUGAACUAGACUCUACUGUUUGUCCAAUCGCAAUCAAGUACAAUAAAAUUUUUGUUGAUGCCUUUUGGAACAGCCGAAAGCAGUCCUUCACAAUGCAUCUGCUGCAGCUGAUGACAUCUUGGGCUGUUGUUUGUGAUGUGUGGUACUUGGAGCCCCAGAAUCUGAGACCUGGAGAGACUCCCAUUGAGUUUGCAGAGAGGGUCAGAGACAUUAUAUCUGUGCGAGCUGGUCUCAAAAAAGUUCCUUGGGAUGGAUAUCUGAAGUACUCUCGCCCUAGCCCAAAACACAGAGAGCGCAAGCAACAAAGUUUUGCCGAGUCAGUUCUACGGAGCCUGGAGGAGAAGUGA
This is a messenger RNA of Dovyalis caffra, 1128 nucleotides long. Lineage: Eukaryota; Viridiplantae; Streptophyta; Magnoliopsida; Malpighiales; Salicaceae. The record is from the annotation of a GenBank genome assembly.